Terrapene triunguis (Three-toed box turtle) is the source of this 2542-nucleotide messenger RNA. It is a transcript of the gene FAM149A, whose product is annotated as family with sequence similarity 149 member A. The coding region runs from base 455 to 2317 and encodes 620 amino acids. The record is from RefSeq and is a predicted model, not a curated record. Lineage: Eukaryota; Metazoa; Chordata; Testudines; Emydidae. The transcript is spliced from 14 exons.
UCUGGCAGCUGGACGAGUCGGUCACUUGUGGGGUGUGGCGAGGGUUGUUCGGGCAAGGAAGGCGGCUGGCUAGAGUGGGGUUUCCUGGAGCGUGGGCCCGCGCGGCACAGUAUCUGCCCAGGGCAGAGCUGCGCCCUGGAGAGAAGGAGCCGCCCGGCCCGCUCACUGCAGCUGUUGUGGAAUUCCGCAACCCCGCCACCUGCGGCCGUCGGGAAGGGGCGCUAAGAGCCCGCAGCGAGCGGAGGGUGAAGCUGCAGCGGCUCCGGAGCAGCCCGACCCCGCAGACCCCUUUCCCACCAGCUCCCGGCCUCUCUCCCGACGAGAGAUGGAGGGUCACAAUGAGAAAUGACAGGGGGGCGCUGCUUGCAGCCGCGUCCGCGCUGGGGCCGCCAGGAGGGACAGGGACCCUGCUGGGCUGCUGCGAGCCCGGGCGCCGCUCUUCUCUGCGCCUUUCAUGCGCGUGGCUAGCGGGGUGCGGCGCCCCUGCCCCCCGCCCGUGACUUCCGACCCGCCGCGCCGUGCCCGAGAUCCAGAGCUGGUGGUCAUAGGAAAGGGGCUGUCCAAAGGAUCUACAGAUCAUUGUUUCCCAGGGAAGAGUGGAGAUCUUCCAGCAAUUUUUAUGAGAAAUGUGCAGGACGCCAUUGACAAUUUUACCUGUGAAACUGUUUCGUCACUGUCUUCUAGCAGUCCUAUAACACCAACAGACUUGAAUAAUUCUUGGUCUGGAAUACAAAGCUAUACUACUGGCUUGUCCACUGAAAGAAGCUCAAUUUACUCUUGGAGGGAUGAUGAAUUUGACAAAGCUAAUACACAAAGAGUGCAUCAGUCAUUCUGGGAUGUGGAUGAAAUGUUGUUUGAAGGAAAAGUGAGUUCUCAAACCCAGAGUCUGCAGGCAGAAUGUAAAGAAUGGACCAAACGGUCUCUUCAUCUGAGGAUUUUAGGAAAACAGCUCCUUUUUCCUAGAGAUGAAGGCUUUCAGCAUUUUCAGAGCAGAACGACUUGCUCGGUGUACACCAAAUCUUUACUUGGCCUCUGUGAAAGCACUAGCAACACAAAAGAGCUGUGCAUUUCGGGUUCUAAACUAGUUCCAAUAGCAUCCCCAGUACACAAAUCAUUAGACUGUGGUUCCCCAAGGAUUUCUGUUUCUGACUCAUCUGAGUAUUCAUUCCUGGAAGAAGAAAUCUAUGAGGUGGAUGGAAAAAUUGAAGAGUAUCUUGCUUUUGACAACAAGGAGCUUGAUGAUGAGAGUUUGGAACAAAAGAAAGCCCAGCUUGCUCGAAAGAGGAAUAAACGUGGCAUUCCUCCUGUUUCUCCCAAUGCCUGUAUCAAAGAUGCAGUGGCUGCUGAAGUGUUUGAUGGUGUCUGGAGCAAUAUAGUUGAAAUAUUGGAGGAGCUGAUUAGAAAAAACUGGGAAACUGCUAUCACAGAGAAUGAUAAGCAGGUGGAGAAAUUGAAAGCUAUUACAAGUAAAUUGCCACAUCUACUAGUCUCCCGUAUUACAGCAGAUACAGCAAGUGUCCCCCCAUCAAGAGGCUCUGAGGCACGAAGCACAUCUUUUGGUUCGCAUUUUGUUCCAUCUCAGGUUCACCGUUUCUCCAGCAAUUUUUAUAGUGAUUUGAAUGGCGUCAUGACAAUUCAAGCUAAACCACUCCAACAGAGGCAUGCAGGCUUGGCAGACAAGAUACAGAAUGAACAAGAAGACAAACAACAUAGCAUAGGCUCCAGUGUUCUCAACUCAGUGCGGAAUCGGCGGGGGCGAAUUACUGAUAACAGUAUUCUCUCAUCAUCUCGGGUACUGCUGGCAUCUUCUAGGAAAAUGCCAACCCAUCGUAGGCUACCGUCUCUCACUUCAGACCCACUAUGUUCAAAGACUCCUAAUGUGUACAGUGAUGAAGUCCUUAGGGGAACUAAACUGUAUACUGCCUUAGAUCGCUUGUCCUCUCCACUUGUACAUACAGCCCGGAACAAGUUACCACCAAUAAACACAGAGGCUGUUGAACAGUAUCUUUCAGUACCUGGAUCACGGCAAGGCUUUCAUAGAGGGCGAUAUCCUCAUAGUAGAGUGUCAAGCGCAGUACCUGACAGUACAGAGCGACGACCACUUAGAGAACGAACUGUCAUUAUUGAUCAGUUUUCAAGACCCAACACAACUCACACAUUCAGGUCAGACACCCCUCAUAAAAGGUCAUUGACGCCCAUGGAUUUUGCUAACAAUACAUGGACAGGUCAAGGCUUUUUAACAGGCUCACAAAAUUACUCCAAAUCCUUUCAAAGAAAUCCAUCCACUUCCAGGAAGAGAUUUCAAGUAGCCUCUUAAUACAACUUUGAAAGAGAGAGAAAAUCCAUGGCAGUAAAUGGAGGACUAUACUUCUUGGCCUACUAGCUACCGUCACAAAGAAUAAAGAAAGAGUAUUGCAGCAUACUGUGUGCUGCUUCGUCUUCCAGUCCUGGGCAUAUGUGUAUGGCCUUGUUCAAAAAUAGCAUCAGCAGAGACUGGAACAAAAUGAAAGAAAAAGAAAAUAAAACCAAUGGUUUAAAUCUG